AUUUACUUAAUCCAGUCACUCUUUGCUAAAAUCGUACGAUGUAUGAUUGAAUUCCUCAAUGCUCUCUACAAUCUGCCGUUUGUACAGCGUCGGAACUUCCAAGUACCAGGACUCUCUACAGCUUUGGUUGGAGAUGUGGGAAUACCUUACCGGUAAUGUAGCUUGCAUAAUCUCGUUUGGUUUAGCUUACAUGUUGCCAAAGGAAGCAACAACCGCAGUGAGCUACAUGUACCUUGUGUGUGCGGCAAUUUGCACAGACGCAACAUCGUCAAUCAUGGUCCUUUUGCACGACACAAACCUCAACCACAAGAGGUAAACUUUCUCUAUCGGUACCAUAGUUGUUGGGGCUUCAGGAAAGGUCACAAACAAGAUUUUCUCUAAAGUGGCAACUUUACGAAACGAUGCUUCACUCCAGGAUUCUCACUGCAUUUCUCUUUCUUCUCACCCGACGUGUCGCGGCCGACAACUCGAUAGCCUUUAGCCAUCCAUUGAGGCCGGUUCCGGAACCUUUGGGCUGCUCUGACGACGGCAUGGGGUGCCCGUCUUGUGAAGCGGAUGAAAGGAACUGCAAGUCACGGGUUAGACGCAGCUGGUCUCGCCUGGGCAACGUCGAGAAACAAAGGUUCUUUGAUGCCAUUAACGUCAUGAAGAGUACCCCCAAGAGCGAGGGUCGGGAACUGUAUGGAUUCGACUUUACUCCGUACGAUGAGCUUAUUCUUCAGCAUGCGGCUGCAGCCAACGACCCCCGCGGAGACCAGGGCCAUCUCGGUCAGCACUUUUCUCUGUUUCAUCGGCUUUUCCUGCUCAAGUUCGAGAACUCUUUGCUGGCAAUUGAUCCGCAAAUUGAGGGUUUACCCUACUGGGAUAUGCGCGAGGGCCCCGACGUCGUCUUUGGGCCUUCCCCGAUAUCCUUCGGCAGUUCCACUGGUCAAGGUUCUAACUACGAAGUCACUGAUGGAGCCUUUGCCAACUGGGAUGUAGCACCCUUAGACAGCCAGUUGCUGCAAAGCCGGAGCCUCUACGAAGGGUUCGAUGAUAUCUUCAGCAACUAUACCGGAACAACGUUGCUUCGCACAACCAACGUGCCCACGACAUCAUUGGUUCGCUAUCCUGUCUGUGAUGGAGGCAAUGACGUUGGUCCUUUGACUUACAGCCAAGCAGACUAUGAAACUUGCGCAAAUCAAACCACAUUUGGCGACUUUCACUGGUGUUUGGAGAGCGAGAGUACCAAUGGAGUUCACUCUAUGGCGCACUUUUGGAUCGGAUCUGCCGACAGUAACGAAUAUGGCUUCGGCUGCCCUUCCUUCUCACCUCCCAACUUGACCGAGUCCGGCGCCCGACAAGGUGACUAUAUUGACAAAUCGACGUCUCCCAACGACCCCAUCUUUUGGCUCCAUCAUAGCUUUGUAGAUAUGCUGACCAUGUCAUUCAUGAGACGAAAUGAAGCAGGGGACAGAUUUUGGUCCUUUAAAGCUUCCGAUGAAAACGGGACGACCCCUCAUGUGGAAGGUACCUUUCUCCGCGAUGUUGUAAGCUCCGCUUGGCCGUUUGAAGGGUCUGAAACUUUGAACGAUCCAGAAGCAGGCUCACCACCUCAGGGCCCUCUCAAGUAUUGGGAGGUCAUGUGCUGGGUUGGUCCCACCACUGCCAUCUACACUUACGAUGUCUUUGGCGACGAAAGUUGCGAAGCAAUAGUUAUGGAGGAGGAGGAGGAUGGGGCACAAGAUUCAGGAAAUCCAUAUCUUCUUCACAGCGUGCACCCCCUGCUGGGAUUUCUUCUCUUCGAAGUGCUGGCGGCCUUCUACUAGUAGAUCAUGGAAACAGGAUAGUUAGCUAACGGACUACUCUAGUAGUACUGUACUAGUAGCUUGCGAGAACUCCUUCUGAACACAACUUG
Molecule: messenger RNA, 1897 nt
Organism: Seminavis robusta
Lineage: Eukaryota; Bacillariophyta; Bacillariophyceae; Naviculales; Naviculaceae
Source: the annotation of a GenBank genome assembly